This is a messenger RNA of Hypoxylon fragiforme, 3715 nucleotides long. RefSeq names its product sterol-sensing domain of SREBP cleavage-activation-domain-containing protein. NCBI's taxonomy places the organism in Eukaryota, Fungi, Ascomycota, Sordariomycetes, Xylariales, Hypoxylaceae. Gene Ontology annotation, biological process: SREBP signaling pathway. Gene Ontology annotation, molecular function: protein binding; sterol binding. The record is from RefSeq and is a predicted model, not a curated record. The transcript is spliced from 3 exons. Gene Ontology annotation, cellular component: Golgi membrane; endoplasmic reticulum membrane. Bases 105 to 3479 code for a protein of 1124 amino acids.
GUGACCUGACAAAAGGCCAAUUUGCCUCCUAUCACUCUAGCUCUGCGCGCCGGGUUAUCGUGGGCAGCUCGCACGCUGGUGACUGCCAACUACUUGUAUGAAGGAUGAUCUGGUACCUCCUCUAUCCGUUCAGAGGCACUACCGAAGCUCCCGUGCUAGUCGAGACGCACCCUUUACGAACUGCCUUUGCGCGGUACGGAAGAUACGCCGCCACCCAUGUCGUAGCAACUUUGCUAGUCUCCGUGGCUGUCGCCUCCGUCCUCAUAUAUCCUUUCCCCUUCCUCUAUACCACCGACUUUACCAAUGGCGCCUCCAUUCUCCCCGAAUAUGCCUGGACCGACACCCUCCCCCUAGACGAUAAAAAUAGGGUUGAGCCUGAUGUGGUUAUGCGGUCUGUAUGGGUGCAUGGAAACUAUUUUCAGGCCCUUAAUAGAAAUGUUUUGCUGAGCGCUUUGGAGCUCCAAGACGAACUCCUUGGUCCUACUGUCAAUUUCAAUCCGAAGCGUCACUUAAGCACGGAGUUGGAAGUCGCCAAUGUUACGAUUGAUGGUUUCACAGCCGCUCAACGCGAUGCCUUCCAUGUCGCUAAUGGUCUCACAAAUGAGUCCUGGUUCUUUCAGUCCCCGCUUCAAUACUGGUCGUGUUCUGCGGAAAAGAUAAAUCGAGACAGUGAUAUCAUUGCAACUGCAAAUAAGAAAAAGACGCAACCAACGUCAGUCAAUGUAACUUUAAGGCAUUCCAUCGUUUUUAGUGGGAAGCGUUUUCAAGAUCGUCAACUUGUCGCUGCUGACGCCCUCGUCAUCACUCUCGUCCAUCACCGAGACUCACCAAUUGGCCAUAUGUGGCAAGAACGAAUUCAGGCUCUUAAAGACAACGCAGCUGAUACAUGGGAUAUCAUCGAUUAUUCCCCUAAUGGAAAGACUAGCGAGUUAUAUGAGUUUCAAUUCCGCCCCAUCUCAUCUCAAGAUGUCAUUCUUUUAGGGAUAGCUUAUUCUCUUGUUUUCGUCUACUUCUUCACAAGCCUGUCCAAAUUACGGGCGGUAAAGUCAAAGAUUGGAUUGAUGGUUACCGUCAUAGCUCAGAUCAUUCUCGCCAUACUAUCCAGUUUUACUGUAUGCGCUAUACUUAAGGUCGACCUCUCGAGGAUACCACGCCUUGGUUAUCCUGUUGUCAUCUUUUCCAUGAGUCUUGAAAACAUAUUUCGACUUAUCAACUCAGUUAUCCUCACACCGUCCGAAAAUAGUACGAGUAAUAGGAUCGGUCAUGCCUUUGGUGAGGCUGGCCCUGUUGCGCUUGCCAGCGUGGCCCAGAAUCUGAUUAUUCUGUAUGGCCUUUCUAGAAUAGUAUCGCCUGGCGUCUCGGCAUUUUGUACUUUCGCGGCGAUCGCGUUGAUCUUCGAUUUCUUUUACUUGUCGACCUAUUUUCUAUCAGUGCUUAGUGUUGAUGUUCGGCGAACCGAGCUCAGCGAUGCUCUUGCGAAAGCUUCAAUUCGGACUCAACGGUUGACUUCUGACACACAGCCGCGCCAAACAUGGAUGGAAGCAAUGCUACAGGGUCGAAUCGCCAUGUCGACGCGCAUCGCUGGAACUAUAGUUAUGGUGGGCUUCGUUCUGAUAGCACAAUGGCAUUUCUUCGAGAAUGAAAGCGUGGUCAGGGCAUUGGGCCGGGUUCUUAGCAUCUCCCCCAAAUACAAAAAUUCAUCGCCGUCCUCGCCACUAACAGAAGUCCAUCAAGGUAGAAGCCCGGCAUCGUGGCUAGGUCUUCAAGAUCAUGAGACGGCCCGGGAACUUAUUCACGUGAUCAACCCUGAUGCCUACAGUUAUAUCGCAAAGGUUUUCCACCCUACAAUAUUCGUAUUAAAGGGAUCAGAUCGAAAGCUCUCUGCUCAUGAACCAUGGUUUUUACCGGCUGUUUAUGAUUUCAUACGCCACCAGUCUGCACCUUUUGUAGUAACGGUACUUGUCAUUGCGGCGGCAGUUCGUCUCCUAAUGAACUAUCUCCUAUGGGAUGAGUUAGCAGACUCUUCUGGACGUGGUGGCGCAGAUGACGAACGUCUCCUGUCCGUUAGGACUCUAAGCAGGGGUCAUACCCUGGAUGUAGCCUUACUUUCAGCUUGCUCGGAUGGCCAUCUUGUGUCAGUUGGGCUGGACCGAGUCAUCCGCGUCUGGGACAUCAAGGCAGGAGGGAGUAGUUACGUGUUAGGUGAUGGCGAUGACUCUUCCGACAUCCCUUUCCCAGUCCUAGCAGUGUGUAUCGACGAAGAAAGUCACUGGCUAGCUCUCUUAACUUCGAGACAAGUUUUGUUGUGGGAUCUCGUUGAGCAUCAAUGGGGCCCUACGAUUAUGUCGGAACCAUGUCGACACAAACCUGAAUCCUUCUUUUUCACUGGAGAUGAAACCACAACAAUUCCUCCACUGUUACUCGUCCGACGGGAUGGUGUAAUUACCGAGCUCAGAGCAGACCGGACGGAACCUAGUAGCUAUAGAUUUACCGAAGAGAGCACAAUUGUCUCUGUGGGCUCUCUUGCAGAAAAAGGGUUCCCUGCCCAAGUCAUAGCCUCUACUCGCGAAGGUCAAGUACGCGUCGCUACCCAAGAUGGUGCUAGCUGGAGCACCGAAGUUGUGAACGUGAGUAGCUUGAAGGAGCGUGAAUUUGUGUCGAUUCAAGUAUUGCCGGAGCUAGCGUUCUUCCUCAUCAUUCGGUCACAGACCGUGGAUUUAGUGGAUUCACAAUCACUCAAAGUGAUACAUACUUUCAGAGUUGACCCCAUCCAGCCGAAAAGCAUGAAAUGCUUCCAUUCUAGACCAAGGCGGAUGCGAUGCGGAUCCAUUGCUUUAUGGAGCUUUACACUUGCAUACCUCAACACUUAUACUCGGGAUCUAGUCGUCCAAACUUAUAGUCCCCAGCACGAAGGAGAGUCUCUAUGCUUCUGUGACCCGACUUCCCCCACGAGGAAAACAUGUUGUCCAUGGCAAAGGGCCAAAGAGUCGAGACGGGUCAUUAAGAAUCCCGGGCUCUGGGAUGCUUUGCCAUCUGGAAUCAUGGUCGGCGUGAGAAGGAAAAAUCCGGACAAGUAUCGUGUAGACGUUGAUCAUCACCCCCAACCACUGAAUAGUCUCCGGCGUCGCCAUCACAACACUCAACCUGCGAACGGCCUCAGCAUCCAAGACAAUUGGGAGGUGUGGAUGUUCUCCCAUUUCGGCAAACAGGAGACGUGGGAAACGCUUCCGUUGUGCCCUAAGAUUGAAGACGACGGGCAUCUUUUCGUUAAUAAUCUCGGGCCAGUGGUGAGGAUUGGCCGCGCCAGUCUAGCUGUGGGUCUUAGUAAUGUAAUCAAGAUAAUCAUGGUUGGCAACGAGCGGUUCGAAACGGGCGACGAUUCCCAGCCAGGAGACGGUAUGCCAGCCCGAUCUAGUAGGAGACGUAAGGGGCCUUCUACUACCCGCGGCAAGCCUAGUGCCCAUUGCUCCCACUGCUGAGUACUUGAAAUAGACGUCACGGAUUUGCAUUUUUUUACUUUCCCCAAGCAACAUCACAUCACUUCUUUCAAUGGGUACUAGGGCAACGGAUUAUUAGAUUCAAAUGAGAUACGGUCAUAUCAUAUGAUGGAUUGGGUUCAACAUAUAUCAUCGGCUGGUUCAGGUCUGGUCGGGGUCUAAACGAGAAUUACCUAUACCUAGGUACACACACACACACACACACACACACAGGCACU